UGUGCUCAAGGAGCAUGCAUAUUGUUUAGAAUUGUUACGUAAUUGUGAUCUAAAUUUGAAAAUGCAACUUUUUUAUUUAAAUUAUUCAUAAGAUAGAAAAUUUUCAUAUCAAACUAUAAAUGUCGGAAAAUCAUAGAUUGGAGCCGAAGUAUUUCAGCAGGAUUUUUGCAAAUUUGCAGUAUUUAAAAAAUAAUAAUGCCUCGAUUAGGGAUUCCUUAAGAAAUGACAGCGAGCGAAAUUUGACAUUCUAUCAGAAGAGUUUCUCAUCGCUUGCCGGAUCAACACUGACAGCUCUAGCAGUUACGCCACUUGAUGUAGUAAAAAUUCGUCUUCAAGCCCAGCACAAGAUACUGGACCCCCAUCAUUAUCAUCACCAUCCAGAUCAUUCCAUCUAUCUCUACAGGAAUGGGUUGAUGGAUUUUUUAUGUGAAUGUAAUCAUUGUCGGGAAAACCCAAGAACAUACCCCAGAUCCAUUGUCUACAGAUCUAUAACGUCAUCAACAUCUACAUCGUCUUUGCCAUCUUCAUUGUCGUCAUCUUUCUCUUCUCAGAUGAAAUUUAGUGGCACAAGGGAUGCCUUCCUAAAGAUAGUACAGCUAGAGGGAAUAACAUCACUCUGGAGUGGACUUGGACCAACAUUGGUUUUAUCAUUGCCACUCACAAUAUGCUACUUCCCAUUGUACGACAUGGUGAAGUACAGGAUGGGUUAUGAUGAACAGGACCCCAAGACGGCUUACAUUCCACCAUUGGCCGGCUCUCUGUGUAGAGCCCUAAUGGUCACACUCUUCAAUCCCCUCGAGCUCUUCAGAACGAAACUUCAGUCGAAGAAACUCACCUACCCAGAAAUGGCUCAGGCUAUCAAAAUUACUUUCUCCCACUCUGGUUUCGGUUUCGUUUUCAGUGGCCUGGCGGCCAGUCUUCUUAGGGAUGUACCAUUUUCCGCCAUAUAUUGGUAUGGUUAUGAGAGGAUAAAGGCAGAGAGAGUUAGAAGGAAUGGCGGACAGCGUCCUCUGUUGACGGAUUGUUUCGUCGCUGGGGCCAUUUCCGGAAGUAUUGCCGCCAUUUUGACGUUGCCAUUCGACGUCAUAAAGACGCACAGACAAAUCGAAUUGGGCACUACCACUACCGCUACAGCCACUGCUGCUGCUGCUAUGGCUACUUCUACCGCUGCUACCACCACUACUGCUAGUAUUAACAGUUCAAGGAGCAAUAGCAUAAGAGCUAACAGAAAGAGAUGGAAGGUUCCGUCAACAAUGAAGAUGAUUGAGAGAUUGUACAGGGAGAAAGGAAUAAAGGGAUUGUUUGCUGGAUCCGUCCCCAGACUAGUGAAAGUGGCUCCAGCUUGCGCCAUCAUGAUUGGCACGUACGAGGGAAUCAAAACAUUCUUCAUCAAGUACAACAUCGUAUCUCAGAGAGGGGAGGGGCUUACAUGAGAUCCUGAUGUCUGAUUGGCUGGAAAUUAUUGUUGAAAAAUUUUCACGCAAUUCCAUCGGUUGAUGGUCCCUACUUGAGUGAAUUUGAUUGGCUUGGUGGUUUUUAAUUAGAUUACUAUAAUUGGAUGGUUAUUAGUUUGAGACUUUGAAUUUAAUUGGCUAAUGUUUUUUUUAAUCUCAUUUAAAUGAUUUUGAUUAGUUUGGAGUUGAAGUUUUGGUUGUGGCUGACUGAGUUUGAAUUUAAAAAUUGAUUCUACGUUUUUACGUAUUGAUCAACUUGAAUUGUUGUUGAUGUUGUUGUUUGUGGUGAUAUCUUUAAAUCAAAUCUAAAUGAUUGAAUUAUAACUGACCUAUAUAUAUAUAUAUAUAUAUAUAUAUAUAUAUAUAUAUAUAUAUAUAUAUAUAUAUAUAUAUAUAUAUAUAUAUAUAAGAGUAGAAAGAUGUAUAAUAAUGUUAAAUGUCAUUACAUUUUAGUGAAUGUUAAUAAAUUUUUAUUAAAUUUUAUUGAACUUUGUUUUAAUUUUAUCAAACGUUUUACCGGUUAUUUAAAAUUUUCAUGACAAUCUAUCAGCUCUUAUAUUGAAAUUCG
Molecule: messenger RNA, 2022 nt
Organism: Helobdella robusta
Lineage: Eukaryota; Metazoa; Annelida; Clitellata; Rhynchobdellida; Glossiphoniidae
Exons: 9
Coding region: 120-1433 (437 amino acids)
Biological process (GO): mitochondrial transmembrane transport
Source: RefSeq, a predicted model, not a curated record